AUGAUUGAAGAAGAUAAAGAAAUAUUACAAGAAGCUGAAAUAAUUUGUGAUGAUAAUAAAAGUAAAAAGUCUAUUGGAGAUAGAAUGAAAGAAUAUGAAUUAAGUGCGCGUUCAAAAAUUGAUCCAUCUCUACCUGCAAUUAUGAGAAUAGAUGGUCAUUCUUUUUCUAAAUUUACUAAAGGUCUUAAAAAGCCGUAUGACGAAUGGUUACACAAAUUAAUGGUUGAAACAACAGCAGCUUUAAUAUCUGAAUUUAGUUUUAAUAUUGGCUAUACUUAAUCUGAUGAAAUAACUUUAGUAUACUUACCUUCUUUUGAUAAGAGUGGAAAAUUAAAUGACUAUCCGUAUGCCAAUCAAAUCAUGAAACUUGUUUCCCUAAGCUCAGCAUUUGCUACAAACUAUUUUACAAGAGGAAUUUAAAGAGGAAUAUAAGACAAAACUAUUAAUUUAGAGGAUUAUUAAGAAUCAACUAUUACUAAGUUAUAAAAUCCAAAAUGCUAUUUUGAUAGUCGUAUUUUUAACGUUCCUUCAAUACAGGAAGUUUACAGCAAUAUUUACUGGAGAUCUUGUUACGAUUGCAUCAAAAACUCUGUAAGUAUGGUUGCAUAUGUUCACUUUCCUGUAAAAUUAACUGAUGGUCUUCAUACCCAAGCUAAAAUAAAAAAACUAUUAGAAGAAAAAAAUAUAGAUUGGAAUAAAGACUUCUCAAAUCAUUUCAAAUAUGGAACUUUUAUAAAGAAAAGAUAAUUUGAAAUAGAUCUACCUCUAGAGUACUAAAAGUUUAAGAAAGAUAGUUCAAAUCAAAAGGUUAAUAGAACUGAGACAGUUGCCUUUUCUUAUAAUUUCUCUGGAAAUAAAUUUAACGAGGAUACUAAAAACAUACUUUUUGAAAAAUACAUUGACUAAAAAUAUUUUGAAAAUGACUCUAUUUUCAAGUUACAAGAAGUUUACACAAUAAAUAUUUAAUGA
Messenger RNA from Tetrahymena thermophila SB210, 969 nucleotides. Its product is annotated as tRNA(his) guanylyltransferase, putative. NCBI's taxonomy places the organism in Eukaryota, Ciliophora, Oligohymenophorea, Hymenostomatida, Tetrahymenidae. The transcript has 3 exons. The record is from RefSeq and is a predicted model, not a curated record. Gene Ontology annotation, biological process: tRNA modification. Gene Ontology annotation, molecular function: magnesium ion binding; tRNA guanylyltransferase activity.